AUGUUGCGGAAAACUAGUACAAAAGGAAUGUGCACCGACGGAAAAAUAUUCUCAUUCGGCCUGAAAUCAGAAACCAAAAUGAAAAUCUUUUCUGUUUCUUUCCUACUGUUCCGACUUCAAGUGUCCUACUGUAUGCCAGCUCGGGGUGAUGCUACUGAUGACGAUACCGAAACAACUACGGCUUCACCAAUUUCCAACUACAUGGAUCGUCAAUGUGGAGAAAAUUUAAGCAAUCUGUGGUUAGACAUAGUCUGUGUCGUGGAUAUAUCAAAAGGAAUGACCAAUCAAGGACUGACCAAGGUGGCUGCCAACAUCGCCAGUGUGUUCAGUAUGGGAACUAGAAUUGGAACUCAAGCUGGAGAGCCAAGAACCACUCGAGUCGCACUUGCCACCUACAAUCAGAAUGCCAAAAUUAACGCUGGACUUGACGUCUAUCAAUCGCUCGACGAUCUCUACGACGACAUUUUCACUGUUCUCCAUGCAGUCAGCUCCACAGAUGAAUCGUAUCUUGCAAGAGGAAUAGCUGCAGCUGGAGAUCUUCUCCAUAUUGCAAAACAAAAUGACAAUGACGGAGCUCUUCUGGAAGAUCUUGCGCUUGUUGGCUCUCCAAACUUCAAUUUCGCGAACACCGAUUCGAAUCCAGUUGGAGAAAUUCAAGGAGCUUUAUUGCAAGCCAAUUGCUUCUGUCCAAACGGCUGGACUCAAUACCGCACUUCUUAUGCCUAUGUCAACUCGUACCGCUUCGGAGUUUGCAUCGCUCCUACCUUAAGUUCCGCUGUCUGGAGAGCUGCCAAAUUGAGUUGCCGCAACCAAUGGAAGAAUGUUUACUUGCUCAAUGAACCUCAUCCAAAACACGACAGCAUUCAAAACACCCUACCAAUACCACAUCGGACUCUCCUAUUCAAAUGGGCCUGGUAUUGGGAGCAACCAGAUGGACAGCCAUUGAAACAACUUCACCACUGGACCAACGGGAAUCCUUGGUACCCAAAAUCCGAUUCAUCUUUGACUGUUUUUCAAUUUCCAAUUAAUCAAAAUUUUGAGUCAGGGAUGGUCAAUUGUUUCAAUCCUGACGGAUGGACUCAAUAUCGAUCUUCUUACUCUUAUGUUGAUUCGUCUCGCUUCGGUGUUUGCAUGGCUGCUACCGUAAUCGAAGCAAACUGGAGAGCAGCACAGUUCAGUUGUAGAAGUCAAUAUUCUAAUGCUUACUUAAUCAAUGAGUACGACCUCAAUAAACACAAGUAUAUUCUUGACUUUCUUCAAAAUAUAACUGAAUUCAAAAAACCAUACACCUACCAUCUCGGAUUGUCUUAUUCCAAAGGAACCUAUUGGAAUCCAGGAUAUCCAAAAAGCGAUUCCACUCUCACCGGUGUUACGAACUUUGAGAAUCAAGGAGAAGAAUCAAGCGGAUGGCAAAAUGUAAAUGUGAACAAGGAAUAUCAAUUCUAUCUCUGUGAAGUCGCAGCAUGCGAUACAGAAAACUUUUGUGAACCAGUUGAUAAUUGA
This is a messenger RNA of Caenorhabditis briggsae, 1503 nucleotides long. Gene Ontology annotation, biological process: innate immune response. The record is from RefSeq and is a predicted model, not a curated record. The coding region runs from base 1 to 1503 and encodes 500 amino acids. The transcript is spliced from 10 exons. Lineage: Eukaryota; Metazoa; Nematoda; Chromadorea; Rhabditida; Rhabditidae.